UUUGAUACGCAGACUGACCACCUAUCCUGUUAUGAUACAACUAACACGUAGCUGGCAGAUUCUGCUUUAAAAUGCAUUUCACAGCGCGCGAGUAACAGUCUGAGUCGCAGCUCCGGUAUCUCUGGGGCUACGGUGAGGACCAAGGCGCAACAACUUAUGCACGCCGAUUGUUCAGGCCAGAAGGAAAGCGCCUCUCUGCUCUCACAUUCCGCACGACCACAACACAGAUGGCGACACGCACAAGAAAAAGCGUUCACGUGACAAUCGUUGCUAAGGAAGCACGAAGGGGCGCUUCCGGCUCGCGGAUCUGGAGACGCGGCCAGAUGAGCACGCGGGACUUCGAGCGGCGGAUAACGGCGUUUCAGGCCAGCAGCCGAGGGUGGCUGGUUCGGCGGGAGCUCGGCCUGGCGCGUCGGGAUUAUGAGGACAUCGUCAGGGAGAUCGAGGGGGAGCUGAGCGGCCUGCUGUGGAGGGGAGCUGUCAUGCCGACCCCGCGCUUCCCUGCACCGAGUAGUGCGGGCAGUGCUGGGGAACUGAGUGCCAGUUGCCCAGGAAGAUGGUGUGGAGAUUCACAGCAGGAAACCCACACACCAGAGAAAGACCAUGACCCAGGUGCACCAUCCCAGCUCUUCUCCACAGUGGAGGACGAUGGGCCUGCAGAGAGCGAGAGCGAGGCAGCGCCCUGCCUCCAUGAAUCAGAUGGCAGGGACGAGACUGUGUCACACAACGUGGCUGUGGACUGCAACUAUACCACCCAACUGCGGCAGAUGGGGAUGCAUCGGCAGAGCUGGGCCCAGGAGCUGCCUGGAAGAUGGGAGGAGCUGCGCCUACAGCGGAGAAGCCUGGCCAUGGAGCUGCUGUGGGUUCAACAAGCCAUCGGCAGCCGCAAGAAGUACCUCAUGCUGAAGCAGGGGCUGGCCGCUCCUGUACAGUGACAGGGACCCCAGCCUGGAUUGUUCUACACUGACCACACCGCGCUGGACAGUGUGGGAGCACUUCUGUCGUGUAGCUGUCCAGGCGCACACGGACCCUCUCCCGCCCCCCUCCCGGCCUCCUCCUGACCUCCCGGGCCUCCUAUGUGAAGAACAUGAGCUUGAUAAGCUACCCUGGUGUUUGUGAUUCUAUAAAGGUCUGGCCUGAUGCAUUGCCACUAUCUGCUAAAUUUGUAAAUGUGACAUGGAUCUGUUUUGUUUCUGUGUGUAAUUAAUAACCAGUAAUAAAGACAUAUUUUUGUA
Brienomyrus brachyistius is the source of this 1235-nucleotide messenger RNA. It is a transcript of the gene iqcc, whose product is annotated as IQ motif containing C. Gene Ontology annotation, molecular function: protein binding. Bases 228 to 935 code for a protein of 235 amino acids. The record is from RefSeq and is a predicted model, not a curated record. NCBI's taxonomy places the organism in Eukaryota, Metazoa, Chordata, Actinopteri, Osteoglossiformes, Mormyridae. The transcript has 5 exons.